Molecule: messenger RNA, 1538 nt
Organism: Moneuplotes crassus
Lineage: Eukaryota; Ciliophora; Spirotrichea; Euplotida; Euplotidae
Source: the annotation of a GenBank genome assembly
GUGCAGAACAACAUGGCUUUUAGAUAUCUAACUUCAUUCUGAGAUAGUUAUGUGAUAUCUCCACAGAAAAGGAAGGAUUGUCAGGCAGUAGGGUUUACUUUCAUGAAUACGGUCAGGACUAUUCCAAUUAUUAGUUUCUGUGUUAUGGAUUAUAUCUACACUCUUCAUGGGGUGGAGUACGGGACGAAGAAGUAUUUUCAAUUCAAUCUGAACUUAAUACUCGCGUAGCCAAUAGGCUUUUGAGAUUAUUUGUCAAGAAUAGAGGCAUUUAUAUAAAGGCAGGCCAAUAUAUUGGUUCACUUGAGUCAAUCGCUCCAAAGGAAUACGUACAAGUUUUCAAAGUUUUACAAGAUGAAGGCCCCAGUAUUAGCUAUGACGAUAUUAAAAUUGUUAUUGAGCAUGAUUUUGGCAAGAAGAUAGAUCAAAUUUUCACAACUUUUGACCAGCAGCCCAUAGCUGCUGCCUCUCUUGCCCAAGUCCAUAAGGCUGUGUUGAAAGAAAAUGGAGAAACCGUGGCGGUUAAGGUUCAGUUCCCAACACUUAAGUUACAGACUUAUUAUGACAUGAAAGUUGCCUCUUUUUGGGUAAGAACAAUUGAUAAAGUAGCGAAAUUUCUCGAAUUUAAAGGAGUAAAUCUCGAAAAAUUGUAUAACGAUUUCCAGGAAUCUCGAAUUACUGAGCUUGAUUUUGACCUUGAACUGGAGAAUGGGCUUAAAACCACUCGUAAUUUUCAUGAUGAUGAUCGAGUUUACAUCCCAAAAUUCUAUACAAAGUAUUGUGGACCGAGGACAGUUACAAUGGAGUUCAUUGAUAAUGCAUUCAGGAUUGAUGAUGUUGAGAAUAUUAAGAAGAAGUAUAAAGAGAAAACUACUCCCUAUGUCAGCCAAGCCUUGAUUGAUAUCUUUGCAAAGCAGAUCUUUCUCUACGGACUUGUGCAUUCUGAUGGCCAUCCAGGGAACAUUUUGGUUAGGGAUCAUCCCUCUGACAACUCACGACCUCAGAUUGUGCUUCUUGACCAUGGCCAUUAUUGUGAAGUUGGCAAAGAAUUUAGACUAAAGUUUUGUCGUCUUUGGUACCAUUUGUGCACUUUCAACUAUGCUAAGGUAAAGGAAAUUGCCAAAGAAUUUGGAAUAGACACUCAUUACAAAUACCUUCCCUUAAUUUUCACUUAUCGAACAAUGAACAGCCACAAAUGCCUCGGUGAGAAGAUGACCAGCGAAGAAAUUGAGAUGCUACGCAGAAACGAUGACUUAAAUCUUGAAAAUAUCGGAUUCUUGGUCCAGAAAUUGCCUUGGGAUAUUAUACUAAUUUUUAAAGCCACGCAUUUGAUCACAGUGCAUAUCUCAAAAUUUGACUCAACAGAUCGAACAAAGUUGUUGAGAUUCACAGAUUAUUGCAUGGAAGGGCUGACUAAUUCAACCAAUUCAGUUGCUUUCUGGAUGCUCAAAUUGUCUCUCUACCUCAAGAUCUUGAUGUUUGAGUACUGAUAUCCUCUUUAUAAAGCAAUUUAUGGCCAUGCUGCCCAUCAUCAGGAGUAA